Molecule: messenger RNA, 330 nt
Organism: Diaporthe amygdali
Lineage: Eukaryota; Fungi; Ascomycota; Sordariomycetes; Diaporthales; Diaporthaceae
Exons: 3
Coding region: 1-330 (109 amino acids)
Source: RefSeq, a predicted model, not a curated record
AUGAAGCGUCAACCAGACCAAAAGAACGGAAAGGUUUUCCAAUUCCGCGAUUCUUCGGAAUGGAACGAAAGUGAGAGAGUGGCUGUCCGAAUAACAUCAAGUCAAAACCAACCCAGCAUCGAUGCGAAUCUCUUCAUUCCUAUUGCCCCGAGCCCCAAGAACCGCAUCAUCAACAUGCAGCUGAAAUUUGCAGGACUAGGAGUCCCCUGCGGUGGACUAACACAGCGAGGGUUCCACAACCUGUCGUACGUACGGGUCGAAAAGGUCUAUGAGGUUCCUAUGAGCGUUCUCGAACCGUUUCAAUGGGGAGAAAAGCAUAACUCGGCGUAG